This is a messenger RNA of Volvox carteri f. nagariensis, 3399 nucleotides long. RefSeq lists its product as uncharacterized. The coding region runs from base 1 to 3399 and encodes 1132 amino acids. Lineage: Eukaryota; Viridiplantae; Chlorophyta; Chlorophyceae; Chlamydomonadales; Volvocaceae. The record is from RefSeq and is a predicted model, not a curated record. The transcript is spliced from 29 exons.
AUGAAUGGCAGCCUUCAGAUCUAUCCACCUGUUGGAGUGCAGCCAACUGACUCGUGCCCGGACGCGCCUUGGAAGAAAUGGAAGUUGCUUCACACAUCGCCACCCGAUUACGACCCUCUGCAUUGGAGCAAGACGCAGUGGCAAAAAUACAUUGUGAACUACCCCCUUCGCUCCGCCGGUCUAUCCCUGGCUUUCUUCCUGAUUGGACUUGGCGCUUUGUUGCUGGCCCUUACAUGGCGCCUCGUCCAGUGGUGUGUCAGUUGCGGUCACUGCCAGCGGAGCUGUGGGGCCAGCACAGACGACACGCGCUUCCUGGGUGACACGAAACACAGAUACCUUAAGGCCUGGACCUACCUUCUUAUUGCUGGCGCGCUGAGCAUGGUUGUCUGGGGCAUGUUGGCCAUGGACCGCAGCCUGGUGGCCGAUCUGUGGGAUGACUUCAACGGCGGCAUGAAGUACGGAAACUCCGUCAGCAAGAACUUGGAGCUUCUCAAGCUUCAUUCGUGUGUGGUUCGUCUUUCCCUCCCUCCUUCCUGUGCGCGCUUCCUUCAGGGCAAUCUAAUGGUGACGAUACCCGAUUCGCUACGCAAGACGGAGCAGGUGGUGACGGACCUCGUGGGUGCUGACAGACUGGGUGUCUUGGUGCAGACCAGCUUUAACUUCAGUGAUAACACGGUGGCUACGAUGGGAAGCUUACGCACUGAUGCGGGUACCUUCUACGCGGCUCUCAACGGCAAGCUGCUGCCCGGACUUGCCGUACUGAGCCGCCAGCUGGGGGGAGGAACCACCGAAGAGGCGGCACAGGACGGGGGAGGAGGAGGAGCUGCGGGACACAGGCGCCGGCUGGCGCAGUCAACGACCACCACAUCGUCGUCGUACGGCACCUUGUACGGCGCGUUGCCGGCGCUGAACUCCUCUCUUCCCGUUAUCCUCACCGCGAACAGCAUGCGGGCGACUAUUCUGGGCCGGCUCCAGACCUUACAGUCCAAGUUGGCGGCCGUUGCUGCCGCUCCCUCCCUCUCCCCGGGCUCUACCGAGCUGCUGGAGCUGUCAGCCGCCAUGGACCAGAGCCCCCUCUCGCAGUGGGACACACAGCUGGCGCAAAUUAACACCGCGUUUCAGGUAUACGCGGCCGCGCGCACCGGUGCCGCAUUCAAGGACGCCAAGAAGGCCGCUGAUGACGUCGUUGCGGGCGCCUCCUUCCUCACGGCCACGGCAGUGACCCAGCUUCACAACCGGGUAACGGUGGCGGCCCAGCAGCUUAAUCGUGACACUGCCUUUGACGGUGUCAAGGCCCUCCGUGAAGCGCUGGUCAACAUCAGUCAGGAGCUGAUGGACGUGAGCAGCUGGGCGGUAAAUGCGGACAACGGCACAAAGAUAUCGAUUGUGUACGUGAGCAACUUUUUGGUGGGAGCUUUGAACGACUACAUCGCCGGAGAUACGAGCAACGGCCUGGGAGCCACCCUUGGCGAUGAUGGGCUUGAGAGCGGCAGCAGCAGCGGCGGCAGCGGGCUGCUUGCUUUGGGCGACAAGAGCGGGGUCGUCACCAACGUCACGGCUUUCCUGCAGGCUGUGAGCAACGUUAGAGCCAUCGCCGCCAGCCUCAACAACUCCGCAGCCGCCAUGUCCGGCGCCGCCGCCACCGCCGCCAACACCGCCGCAGCCGGCCCUGACCCAGCCGCCAGCGUUACCCAGGUCACCGCCGUCUUUCGACCAGCUCUGGCAGCCCUCAACAACCCGAUUGGCGCCGUCGCUACAGCUCUGAUGCUGUACGGCAACAACCCGAGAACCGCCAACGCGGCGGCGCUGCGUGCCGCCGCCAGCAACGCCGCCACCCUGGUCGGCGUCGCCGCCACCAGCUUUGCGGCACCCUUGGCGAAUGCCGCUGGCCUGGAGGCGGCAUCUCGGUCUUUGCAGUCGGCGUUGGAUCCGGUUCAGAUUCUGAGCUCGUCCAUUGAUAGUACGGCACAGAGCACGUACGACUCGCUGGUGAUGCUGGGCACGGAGAUUGGGCUGUACCAGGCGGGUCUGGAGGCGCUUUUAAGCCUCAUGUCGGAGCUGCCGGAUGGCGUGGCCGCAAAAACGGAGAUUACAACUCUAGCGUACGGCAUCCAAGACAAGGUAUCGGAGAUGUCUUCCGAUGUGCUGUCCGCCCUGGGCAGUGCGGCCACCGGUGUGCAGUCCGCCCUCGACGACCUGCAGCAGCUUGACUCGUUCGUGUCCGAUUUGCUGUCGCCGGGUAAUGACUUCAGCGAGGAGCAUCAGCAGAAGAGCAAGGACAUCAACGACAUCGCAUACCCGGCGGCUAUGGGCGCCUGGGGUUUAGGUGCGGCGCUGUUGUUGCUGCUGGCAGUUUCCAUACACCGAAACUGGCCCGCGGGUAUAGUCAUGUUCGGUUUGGCAUUGCUGGUGUACAUCACCCUCAGCCAGGUGAUUACUUCGGCGGGGGCCUUCGCCAUGGGGGCCUUGAGAGAUGGUUGUGAUAACGUGGAGCAGCUGGCGAUGACGGAGUUGGUGGAGCACUCCAACAAACCCAAAAUGGCGGUGAUGUUGUCGUUCUACUUGUUCAACGUGCCCCCUUCGCAAGAAGUCAUGAUGCAGGCUGCCUUCAAUCUGAAUGUGAGCAACACUCGGCUACAGUUGGCCGCUCUCAACCAGACUCUGAUGGAGCGGAUUGAGAGCAGCUACUCGCUGAGGGGAACGGCGGCCGAGCUGGUGAACACCCUGCACACCCAGGGCAGCAGCGCCAAGAGCAUGUUCGAGGGCAUCAUGAACAUGCUACGAUACGACGCCGUACAUGGGCGGUAUAAGAAUGCCAAGAGCACGGCUUGCUGCGACACGGGUAACUUUGGUUAUCAUGAGUGGUGCGCCAUCACGGCAAUGGCCGCGCUGUCCUUCGGGGCCCUCGUCUCCGCAGCCUACCUGCUCGCUAGGAUGGACGGUGUACGGCAGCGGAAGAGGGGCUGCUGCUCGUGCUGCAGUUGUGCCUGCUACAAGUCUCAUAGUCGUUACUCUGCGGACGAGGAGGAGGCGCAUCGCGAGGAUCAGUUCGUCAAGGAGGCCAAGAAGAUAAAGGAGCUGCAGCAGGGUCCCGGCCACCUUCCCCACCCGCACCCGCAACCCCAUCCCCACUAUUUCCCAGCAACCAACCAGCCUCUGGACAUGGGCGGCAGCAGCACCAGCAGCGGCAUGACCUCCGCUACCGGAGGUGUCGUACAUGGCGGCGGCGGGGUGGCCGCGAUGGGGAUCCCGGCGGUGGCGGCGCAACUGCCGGUUGGGUUUAUGACUGCUGCAGCUUCAAUCGCGUGUGGAGUUGCCGUCGCUGGCGCUGCGCUCAGGCCUCCUGCUCCUGACGUCUACGCGGCCCCCUCAGCGCCCCCCAUGACAUUCGGCAAGUAG